Molecule: messenger RNA, 1147 nt
Organism: Eruca vesicaria subsp. sativa (arugula)
Lineage: Eukaryota; Viridiplantae; Streptophyta; Magnoliopsida; Brassicales; Brassicaceae
Source: the annotation of a GenBank genome assembly
CGGUCCUUUUGAACAGAACAAACACUCUGUCUCUUCACUAACAAGUCUCACCGAAGCAAAGUGAAGAAUGGCACUUUGUUCUUCAUCGUCUUCGUCUUCUCAGAAAGCAUGGAUUGUUCACGGGAUCUUGGCUGGAACAGCAAUUGCUGCGGCGAUAGGCGCACAUGCGUAUCUCGGUCGAUGCAGGAAAUUCCGGAGCCGGGUCGUGGGGAUCAUACCCGCCCGUUAUGCUUCCUCUCGAUUCGAGGGUAAGCCUCUCGUGCAAAUCCUCGGCAAGCCCAUGAUCCAGAGAACUUGGGAGAGGUCCAAGUUAGCUUCUACGCUUGAUCACGUUGUUGUGGCCACGGAUGAUGAAAGGAUCGCUGAUUGCUGUCGUGGAUUCGGUGCUGAUGUCAUCAUGACUUCAGAGUCUUGCAGAAAUGGCACUGAACGCUGCAACGAAGCACUAGAGAAGCUGGAGAAGGAGUAUGAUGUGGUUGUUAACAUUGAAGGUGAUGAACCACUCAUUGAGCCUGAGAUUAUAGAUGGUGUUGUCAAAGCACUUCAGGUAGCACCUGAUGCAGUGUUCAGCACAGCGGUGACAUCAUUGAAACCAGAAGACGGGCUUGAUCCUAACCGAGUCAAAUGUGUUGUGAACAACCGUGGCUAUGCUAUCUAUUUCUCCAGGGGCUUGAUUCCUUUUAACAAGAGUGGUGGAGUCAAUCCAGAUUUCCCGUAUAUGCUUCAUCUUGGAAUUCAGAGCUUUGAUUCGAAGUUUCUGAAAGUAUAUUCGGAGCUUCAACCAACGCCAUUGCAGCUAGAAGAGGAUCUAGAGCAGCUUAAAGUCCUUGAGAAUGGCUACAAGAUGAAGGUUAUAAAGGUGGACCAUGAAGCGCAUGGAGUUGAUACACCCGAAGAUGUCGAAAAGAUUGAAUCUUUAAUGCGCGAAAGAAACAUGUCUUAGCCCUCAAAAUCCGUAUCUUGCUUUCAAGUUGUUAUACAUGAACUCUUGUCCUUGUUCUAUAAUAUAGUUUUUUCCCUGUUAUUUAUUUGAAACUAAUUCCUGGACAACGAGAGUUAACUUACACUUAUCUUUUGUAAUCUAAUGGAGUAGUAUAAUACUCCAUUCUUUUUUUAACUAUAUGAUAUUUUGGAUUAGUGGACAAAG